AUGAACAGUCUAACUGUCUGGGUUUUCCUCUCCGUGUGUACAAUCUCUGCAUUUUCUCUUCCAUUCUAUUCGAAAAGAGAGCUCGCUCCAUCGCUGACUCUUCAUCGAAUUAAUGCUCUCAAAGACACCAUCGAUCAGUUGAAUGACAUCAAAAAGGCAAUGAGAUGUCGGGAAAGAGCCAACGAGCUAGCAUCAAAGCGCUCAAAACGAAUGAUCUCUCCAUCCCUGCGUCUCUCCGAACUGAUUGAUCCAUUGGUGACGGGAGAGAGUGUGCCAAGUGAGGAGGCGCAGAUACAAUCACAAAUCGACGAUGAAUGUGUUGGAUUUUAUCACGAUAUUCCGUAUUACUUUUAG
This is a messenger RNA of Caenorhabditis briggsae, 354 nucleotides long. The record is from RefSeq and is a predicted model, not a curated record. The transcript is spliced from 2 exons. NCBI's taxonomy places the organism in Eukaryota, Metazoa, Nematoda, Chromadorea, Rhabditida, Rhabditidae. Bases 1 to 354 code for a protein of 117 amino acids.